Lepus europaeus (European hare) is the source of this 3860-nucleotide messenger RNA. RefSeq lists its product as uncharacterized. NCBI's taxonomy places the organism in Eukaryota, Metazoa, Chordata, Mammalia, Lagomorpha, Leporidae. The transcript is spliced from 6 exons. The record is from RefSeq and is a predicted model, not a curated record. Bases 33 to 3860 code for a protein of 1275 amino acids.
UCCAGGGGGCUCCUGGCGUCCCGGCGGCCACCAUGCUCAGCGUUCUGCACUUCCUCCGGAGCUUCUUCAAGGCUCCAGAGCCAGGUGCACCCUCACCCGGGGAAGGUGACACUGAAGAGCUCCCCCCAGCCCCUGCAGAACCAGAGGAGCAGAGAUGGAGCCGGGAUGCUGACCACGACGACUUUGAGACGCUGUCCCAUCAGAGUGAAAGCCGAUCAGACACAAGGACCGACCUCUUUGAAAGUGCCUCCGACGCAGAGUCUCUCCUGGGUGACCUCGCUGGUGGGGUCUACUUCCCUCCAGGUGGCUGCUCGGCAGUCCCAGCAACAACACCUCCUCAGGAGCCACACUUGACCUGUGUCCCUUGGUUGGAUGCAGAAGAGCUAGAUUUGUCCCCUGGCUCAGGGGAAGAAUCGCACAAGAAUGAGCUGCCAGCCUCCGCUGCAGUUACUGGAGAAGGGGAAGUGGAACACGUCUGGGACUGCGUGACCAGCCUGGAGCGAGAGUAUGUGUUGGCAAGGGCUUCCCAACACGCAAGGUGCUGCCCGCAGAAUGCCAAGGACGGCAGCAAUCCCCAGCCUGCACAGUGGGUGACCGCUCACGACGCCAGGGAGCUCCCUGUUGUUCCUCUGCAGAAAUCCAGGUCUGAGAGCUGUCUCAGCAUCCCACGGGUCUGGCCCUUGCUACUCCAGUGCUGUGAACUUGGUCAGAGCUGGCCACAUAUCCACAGCAGGCCUAGGGCACCAGUGCCACCUUGCAGAAGUCCACUGGACAACACAGCCCCUCUGGGGGCCAGGACAAAGAAGGGACGUGCCCCCGGCACCACAGUGGUCCCAGACUUGCUCUGGGCCCAGUCUUGCUUCGACAGCCCCUGCCAGUUUCCAGCGGGGCCAUCUUGCCUCCUGCACAGCAAGUUGCACCACAGCGUUCCGGAAAACAUUGGUGACGCGAGCAGGGCAGUCCCAGGGCACCGCUGCCGGCACAUGAGGACACUGAGCAGGGCUCAUUCCACAGCAGGGUUUCCCUUAGAUUCCCCUGAGGAGCCCCUGGGCCCGAACUGUGGGGCAUUUGGAGUUCAUUCAAAGGAAGGGGCAGAGACAAGAGAACUAAGCACACCCAACGGCCUUUCCCCUGCGCCCACCCAGCUGGCUCACUCACUUCCCGCUUCCCCCAGGGGGCCUCCUCGCCUACAGAGCCAGUGCAAACCCAGCGGUUUCAGCUCAAGAAGGACCUCGCGGGACACGCCCUCUGCAGGUGUGCUGCAGGUAAACCAGCAGGGACAGGACUCCAGGCCGCGCCCGGUGGUGAAGCUCCGCCCAGGGGUGGUGGCCAGGCCCUCGGAGUGCAGGUCAGAACAGAGCCCAGCAAGCCGACCUGAGCAACCCCAGGGCCCUCGCCCUGCUGAUGGCAGAGAUACACAAAAGCACCUUCAGGGAGGAGCUAUUGAGGCAGGAAGCCAAACCAGUGAUGAUGCAUCCACGUAUGCUCUCAGGGAGCAAAGAAAGCUGCCCCCCACAAGUGCCAAGUUCCCACACCACUGUAGCUGUGGCGGGACCCCCGCUUGGAAGACAGACCCGAUGGGUGGCUUGGAAGUGAAUGGCGGUUCAGAGACCCCCGAGAACUCCACGAAGUCAGCAGCAAUAGUCACUUCCGAAGAAGCACAAGAGGCGUUGGUUCUCGACCAGCACUGCAGAAAAAAUGCCUUGCAUGGUCAUUCUGAACUCGGAGCCCCUGACGGCAGCCCUGGGGAUGAGGAAGGUGACCAGAAGCCUGCAGGGGGCGCCCAGCCCUUCGCAGCGGGGGCCUCCAGCGGCAGGUGCACGCUCUUCAUUAUAGCUGUGGAGCAUAAAGGCCUUCAGGCCACCACGAGCAAAGCCGGGCCUGUGCCCGGAACACAGACCAGAGGCUUUACGGAGCAAAGAGAGCCAUCCCCCGGCAGGACCGGCACGACCCCCUGGGGGUCUCCUGGGGACAGGAAAGCAGCACCAACGUGUAGCACGGAGGGUGAGCUGCCAGCAGGCCCCGCAUUGGGGGCGGGCGAUGGGGCUCUUCAGCCCGUGGCCCAAGCCACAGAGCUUGGAGCUCUGGUCCCUCAAGCCGAUUCGCGGGAAACAUUAGGCACAGAGGCGGCCCCGGAAGAGAACCUGCCUGGGGAGAACCAGAGCCCCAGGCCUGAGGAUGCACACCUGGCCGAGGGCCCCAGGCCGCCGAGCCCCGAGCGGGACGUGGUGGACGCGGAAGAGAGCGCCGGCCUCCUAACCCACGAGGACCACGAGGCCCGCGCCCACGCGCUGCACCCGGCGGGAGUCCCCGGCCAGCUCCGCAAGGCCGCGCAGGAGCCGGGGAAACGCCUGCGAUCUUCCAAGGCGACCUCCUUUAGGAAAAGCAGGCCCGGGGCCGCUGAGAGCCCGGAAGGCGCCAUGUCGGCCCGCGAGGCGCUCCACGCGGAGAGUCCCUUAGGGACCGGCUGGGACCCGGCCCCUCGGGAGCACGUGGGCGACAGCGUGUCCGCAGAGCCAGGCCCAGGGUUGGCAGCAGGCGGCGAGGCGGACACCCCGAGGGAACUGGGCGGCAGGAGACCCUCCUCAGAGAGCUGCCACGCCAAGACACUCAGAACCACUGAGAAAAGGCUCAGGGCGAGGCUUGCCUUGGCUCAGAAGACCGUGUCCCAUUUUUUCGAGUCCAGAGUUUCCGAGAGGGAGCGCACACGGGACCGGCCUCCAGCGCCUCUCAAGGGCGAGGACAAGCGCCGGCCGCGCCAGAGCUCCUGGCGCGUGUUUCUGAGAAGCAAAGGGCCCCCCGAGGCAGGUCUGCUUCCAGGAUCAGAGCCCCCGGAGACCCCCAGCCCCUCCACCGCCAAGCCCGGAGGCCGCUGUGCUGGGCAGGCCGAGGACGCCGACGGUAGUGUGUUCGGAGACCCCUGGACGCCCCCACGCGCCCCUGCGCCUUUGGCCUCCUCUCCCGGACUCAGGAGGAAAAGCGAGCCGGCCAUCAAGUGUGCCUCACCCCACAAUGGCAGCAGGUGCCUGUCCUCAGGCGCCUCCCCUCGGGCCCAGCAAGCGGGGAUCAACAGCAGCCUUCCCUCCAGCUCUGCCUGCUGCCUAGCUUCUGAAGACCAGGCUAUGCCCUGCAGACCCAUGAGCCCCAAGCCCCGGAGCCCCCGGCCGGGCGUUCAGCGAGGGGACCUGCGCUACACUGGCAGGGGCAGUGCCAUCUCCAUGGUUUCUCUGGGCAGCUACAACGACGUGGACAGCACCGCGGAGAACUCUGGAAGGCUCAGGUCCCCCAGGGCCCGGACAAGUCUCCUGCUUUCUCUGCAGACGCUUACUCAUGACGUCCAGAACGAAGAGUGUGCGAGGGGAGCCCCGCGUAACCCCGGCCUGACUGCGGGGCCCUCGCUCCGGGACCUUCCUGGAAGUGAGAACCCCGAGCCCUGGGAAGAACCACCAGAGGAGGCCCCCAGAGAGGCCCCGCCCCACGCAAGGAGCACCGCUCAGCGCCUACGCUGCAGUGCGGAUGACCUGUGGCUGCAGAAGACACAGAGGAAGAGGCUGGAGGAGCAGGCCCAGCCCUACAAGGCCCCAAAGCAGAGAAUAAGGCUUGCGUGCGCGCGUGCGUGCGCGCGUGCCGACCGGGCCCGCGACCCGCACUGGGGUCGCCGCCGCGGCUCAGCGCCCGGCGGGCUGGCCCGGAGCGGGCGGCGAACGGAUGCGUCGCGCCUGGCCCGGUGGGCGCCUGGCUUCGGAGACGCGCGCAUCCGCGCGCGCCCGUCCCGCGCCUGCAGAGAGGGUCCCCGCCGCCGCGCCACCGCCACGGCCGCACAGCCCGAGCGGGCGGCGGCCGGCCGGGAGCCUCCUUAG